GACUCGGGGUCGCCUUUGGAGCAGAGAGAAGGCAAUGGCCCCCAUGCAGAACAAGGUGAUCUGCGUCCUGGUCCUGGUGUCCAUGCUGGCCCUUGGCACCCUGGCCCAGACCCAGACAGAGGAAUGUGAAGUGGCCCCUGAAGAAAGAGAGAACUGUGGUUUUCCUGGCAUCACGGCCACCGAGUGUACAAGUAGGGACUGCUGUUUCAAUGACAGCGUUCGUGGGUUCCCCUGGUGCUUCCAUCCUAAAGCCAUUGAAGUUCCUCCAGAAGAGUCAUGGCCGCAGGUGGUGGUGCAAUGCGGUAGCCUGAGUCAGGCUGCAUUCAGCGGCUGGGGGUUCUCAGAGCGCAGCUGGUGUGUGGCCUGUCCCUUCUCCCCACGGUUCCCCAGUGCCCGAAAGGUGGGCUUUCCCCACGACACCUCGUAG
This is a messenger RNA of Piliocolobus tephrosceles (Ugandan red Colobus), 427 nucleotides long. It is a transcript of the gene TFF1, whose product is annotated as trefoil factor 1. The record is from RefSeq and is a predicted model, not a curated record. The coding region runs from base 35 to 427 and encodes 130 amino acids. The transcript has 4 exons. NCBI's taxonomy places the organism in Eukaryota, Metazoa, Chordata, Mammalia, Primates, Cercopithecidae. Gene Ontology annotation, biological process: maintenance of gastrointestinal epithelium.